Molecule: messenger RNA, 2862 nt
Organism: Balaenoptera acutorostrata (minke whale)
Lineage: Eukaryota; Metazoa; Chordata; Mammalia; Artiodactyla; Balaenopteridae
Gene: PLK1
Product: polo like kinase 1
Exons: 10
Coding region: 745-2559 (604 amino acids)
Biological process (GO): mitotic cell cycle; regulation of cytokinesis; protein phosphorylation
Cellular component (GO): spindle pole; centrosome; cytoplasm
Molecular function (GO): protein binding; protein serine/threonine kinase activity; ATP binding
Source: RefSeq, a predicted model, not a curated record
GCUCUUCAAACUUCAGUAUGUGUGCGAAUCACUGGGUAGAUUCUGAAUUGGGAGGUCUGCGUUGAGGCCUGAAUCUUGGCCUUUCUAACAAGCUCCCAGGUGAUGGUGAUGCUAGUGGUCCCUGCUGUUAUUUGAAGGAGGGGAGUAGGGAAUUUGUCUUGAAGGUGCAUUUGCCUGGCAAGCAUCCUCUUUUUACUUAGAUUUUAGUUUAUUGGGGUGACUUGGAAGAGAGUUGAUGACCUCUGAGGUGGGUACUCGGGCUCUGCCAAGCUAUCUCUUGGCGCUGCCAGGUCUCUGUUCUCAGAGUUUACAAUCUAGAAGGUGGGGUGAGGGGUGGAGGAAGGUGCUAGGAAAAGCUUCCUGGAGGAGGUGCUUGUGAACUGCAGGAGCUCCCCCGGCCGCCAAGAAAGGGAGAAACCUUGAACUCCCCCUCUCCUGGGGCUGGGUCUCGGCGUCCCCGCACCGGGUUUGGUUUCCCAGGCAUCCCACGUGUCUUCGGUCCGCGAGUCCCUGUCAAUCAAGCUUCUCCCCCAGGGGCUGGGUACGGGUUUAAAGGCGGCUGCAGUGCAGAGCGCUCCCAGAGUGCCGCGCGGCGGGCGGGUUUGGAUUUUAAAUCCCCGCGGCCAAUCAGUAGCGCGUAGGCUUUUGUAACGUUCCCGGCGCCGCGUUUGAAUUCGAGGAGGAGCAGAGCCGUGCCAAGCCUCUGCCCAGACCUUGCUAGGUCCGCUGAGCAACUCCGGGAACAUGAGUGCGGCGGCAACUGCAGGGAAGCUGGCGCGGGCACCAGCAGAUCCAGGGAAAGUCGGGGUCCCUGGAGUUGCAGCUCCCGGGGCCCCGGCGGCUGCCCCGCCGGCGAAAGAGAUCCCGGAGGUCCUAGUGGACCCGCGCAGCCGGCGGCGCUAUCUGCGGGGCCGCUUUCUGGGAAAGGGCGGCUUUGCCAAGUGCUUCGAGAUCUCGGACGCGGACACUAAGGAGGUGUUUGCGGGCAAGAUUGUGCCUAAGUCGCUGUUGCUCAAACCGCACCAGAAGGAGAAGAUGUCCAUGGAGAUAUCCAUUCACCGCAGCCUCGCUCACCAGCACGUCGUCGGCUUCCACGGCUUUUUCGAGGACAACGACUUUGUGUUCGUGGUGUUGGAGCUCUGCCGCCGGAGGUCUCUCCUGGAGCUGCACAAGCGGAGAAAAGCACUCACGGAGCCCGAGGCCCGCUACUAUCUGCGGCAGAUCGUCCUCGGCUGCCAGUACCUGCAUCGAAACCGCGUUAUUCACAGAGAUCUCAAGCUGGGCAACCUCUUCCUGAACGAGGAUCUGGAGGUGAAAAUAGGGGAUUUUGGACUGGCAACCAAAGUCGAGUAUGACGGGGAACGGAAGAAGACCCUGUGCGGGACUCCUAAUUACAUAGCUCCUGAGGUGCUGAGCAAGAAAGGGCACAGUUUCGAGGUGGACGUGUGGUCCAUUGGGUGCAUCAUGUAUACCUUGUUAGUGGGCAAACCACCUUUUGAGACCUCUUGCCUAAAAGAGACCUACCUCCGGAUCAAGAAGAAUGAGUACAGUAUUCCCAAGCACAUCAACCCCGUGGCCGCCUCCCUCAUCCAGAAGAUGCUUCAGACAGAUCCCACUGCCCGUCCAACCAUUCAGGAGCUGCUCAAUGACGAGUUUUUCACUUCUGGCUAUAUCCCUGCCCGCCUCCCCAUCACCUGCCUCACCAUUCCGCCCAGGUUUUCAAUUGCUCCCAGUAGCCUGGACCCCAGCAGCCGGAAGCCUCUCACCAUCCUCAAUAAAGGCAUGGAGAACCCCAUGCCCGAGCGUCCCCGGGAAAAAGAGGAGCCAGUGGUGCGGGAGGCCAGCGAGGCGGUCGACUGCCAUCUCGGCGACAUGCUGCAGCAGCUGCACAGCGUCAACGCCUCCAAGCCCUCAGAGCGGGGGCUGGUGAGGCAAGAGGAGGCUGAGGAUCCCGCCUGCAUCCCCAUCUUCUGGGUCAGCAAAUGGGUGGACUAUUCGGACAAGUACGGCCUCGGGUACCAGCUGUGUGACAACAGCGUGGGAGUGCUCUUCAACGACUCAACACGCCUCAUCCUCUACAACGACGGCGACAGCCUGCAGUACAUCGAGCGUGAUGGCACGGAGUCCUACCUCACCGUGAGUUCCCAUCCCAACUCCCUGAUAAAGAAGAUCACCCUCCUCAAGUAUUUCCGAAACUACAUGAGCGAACACUUGCUGAAGGCGGGUGCCAACAUCACGCCCCGGGAAGGCGACGAGCUAGCCCGGCUACCCUACCUGCGUACCUGGUUCCGCACCCGCAGCGCCAUCAUUCUGCACCUCAGUAAUGGCUGCGUGCAGAUCAACUUCUUCCAGGACCACACCAAACUCAUCCUGUGCCCGCUGAUGGCUGCGGUGACCUACAUCGACGAGAAGCGGGACUUCCGCACGUACCGCCUGAGCCUCCUGGAGGAGUACGGCUGCUCCAAGGAGCUGGCCAGCCGGCUGCGCUACGCCCGCACCAUGGUGGACAAGCUGCUGAGUUCACGCUCGGCCACCAACCGCCUCAAGGCCUCCUCGUAGCCCCCCCCCGCCCCCCUGGACUGGCACCCUCCUCCCCCCACCAGCACCUCGGCCCGCGCUGGUUAGAUCCCGUGGUGCUAUUUUAUGGGGUGUCCCCCAGCCCUGGGGGCUGGGGCGGAAGCUCCAUCAUCCCUGCAGGUGGGGCUGCUGUGUAAGUUAUUUUUGUACAUGUCCUGGUGUGGGUUCUGAGGCCUCUUCCCCCUCCCUCUCAACCCCACCAUAUGAAUUGUACAGAAUAUUGCUAUUGAAUUCGGGACUGUCUUUUCCUUGCCUUUAUAUUACAUUAAACAUAUAUGAAUCUUC